Molecule: messenger RNA, 1545 nt
Organism: Symbiodinium sp. CCMP2592
Lineage: Eukaryota; Dinophyceae; Suessiales; Symbiodiniaceae
Source: the annotation of a GenBank genome assembly
AUGUCCCAACAUGCGGCGAAGGCCGUGCUAUUGCUUUGGGCCAUGGCGAGCAGCGAGACCUGUCCCAAGCCUGGUCAUUUCCAAACUUGCCAAACGGACGUGGAGCUUGGCCAAGGAGUCGCUGCCACGCUGCCUCCGCGGCCCGCAGCGAGCUGCUCCGCACAUGGCCUCUGCGCAGAGGCUGGCCUGACGUCCGGAGACUGUUGUCCAACAGCAGGUGAUGGCAUCUAUCUGAAGUGCUGCGAUGCUCAAGCUGGCUCCCGGAGGCUUUCACCCCUACAAAUGGGGAGAAAAGGUGUAACGAUCGAUGACACCACGCUACAGUGGUGUGCCGGUCGCAUUCCUCAGAUCUGGCCGAAUCUCCAGGACACUCCGGUGGGGUCAUUGAGAAUAUUCCAAACCUGGUCGACGCAGUGGCAUAGCGAAGGCCGACGUGCUGCCUGGACAGAUCUUGUGGAUUAUGCGAAAGCCUACGGCAUCAAGAUUUUGGUUGGCACGCCGGUGACUUGCAUCGAAGCGGAUGACGACACUGCUUGGAGUUGGACCAAGGAGUUGUUGAGCAUGCUUGGCACGGAGCAUGUGAUGGGACUAGCCGUCGGGAAUGAGCUCGAGCUUCUGUAUAACAAUGCUGAUUCAGAAUGCAUCCGACAGCUAUGGUCGGGUGGCCGGCUGUGGAAAGCUUUCCAGUCGCGCGUGACAGAGUUCGACAACAUGGGUUUCUCGAGCAUUCCAGUGACAUCGGUCUUCACUGCCAGCGUGCUGACGAGCAGCGCAGUCGUGCCGUUCAUGGAGAAUCCUUCAAAAGCAUUGGUGAACACCUUUCUCAGAAAUGCCAUCCGGAAGUACGGCAAGCGCUAUGCCUUCACCUUCAAUGUUUACCCAUAUUUCGAUCCGAACAUCCACUUGAAUCCUGGCACGGUGGACAAAUGUAAUCUCGACCUGCCUCGUGUCAUUUGCUGGGACAAGCCGACUUGCCUGGGUCCGAACAUCAUGGCUUCAGCCCGCAAGCAGAUGCACUACCUCACCAAUCGCUGGGACGACUUGUUUUGGAUUGGUGAAAUCGGCUGGUCUUCGCCCAAGUCGAGUAACCUGGGCACAAAAAUGGCCGACUGCCCACAGUUUUCAUCUCUGAACACCUUCCAGACAUUCUAUAACGGCUUCCUCGAGUGGGACCUAACACUGCCCGGCGGUGUCCCUGCUCCGGACCAUAUCUUUUACUUCACGCUGCGCGAUUCGCUGAACUUUGGGAAGCAGGAGCACUUCGGCCUGCUGACCUCGUGCUACUCGCUCGGCUGCAAGAUCGCCACUCCCGGCUUCCGGCCGCAGUCCUGCGCGCUGCCGGAACUGAAGAAGCCACCUUCCUGGCAGGUGUGGGGCUUUGCCAUACUGGGUGUACUGCUUGCGUUUUGCGUGGGCAUCACAUGCCUCUACGUGCGCUCACCGACCGUGAAGCGAUUCAUACACGGAGAUCCAAAGGAAAGCUCGAGGCGGCGGCUGCAGGCCCCGCCCAUCGCGGCCGAGGAAAGCGACUCCUCGUCGGAGUGA